ACCAAACAAAAUUUGAAAACUAGGUCACAUCCGCCCCUAUGUUAUUUAAUACCCAAGUUUACUUAAACUUUGGGGCAACAAAUACAAUAGUUCGCCCUCUACCUUUAAACAAUAACACAUUUUAACAACAACAUUUGUACGUUUUUUUUUUUUAACAAAACACGGUGUUCCAUAGCAUUCUGGGCAUGUACCUGUUUGGCGGUAAGUUUUGCAAUUAUGUAGACGAAAGGGGCGUACUGAGCGAUUGCGGCUGCGAAAUGUUAGAGAAAAAAGAUCCCAGAUGCCAAUGCGACAGGAAACAUUUCAACAACAUCCUUUGGGCCACCGUCACCGUGUUUCAAAUUCUCACCCAAGAAGACUGGAAUAUGGUACUUUCAAAUGGAAUGGCGCGUACCUCACAUUGGGCCGCUCUUUAUUUUGUUGCCCUGAUGACUUUUGGCAACUACGUACUUUUUAAUCUUUUAGUUGCCAUUUUAGUCGAAGGAUUUAGUUCUGAGAGGAAUGAAAGAAGGGAACGAGAGCAAAGAGAGCUUGCUAGACGGAAAAUGUCUAUUAUUCUAGAGGCCAGCUUUAGGGACAGUAAUAGUAGUAGAUCAGACAGUGGAUCAACUGAUAGUUAUAUUAAUGAUAAACGAAAUUAUUGGCAUUCAGCGGACGAAAUAAAAGAUUUAAAUGGUCAAAAACCAAUUCAAGCCAACUGUGAUUUUAAAGAUGUCAAUUCAAAAGAUAAAUGUUACUUAAAAGAGCCAAAAUGUAACAUUCAAAAAGAGUCGAUGUUGCGGCAACCUUUGAGACAAUCUUCGCCGCCUAUUAUAACACACACGGCGGCCACCCCUCAAGAUUCGCCGAAUAAUACUUUGGAUGCGGAUUUUCCAGAGUUUCUUUAUAACGUUAGCAAUGAUGUUGAAGACCAAUCGGCUACUGAUUCUACAACACAAAAAAGCUCAAGUUUGAGUCUUUUGAAACCGCCAACAUUGUCGCCGCCUCCAGUAACGUUUCGGAAUUUCGAAAAAUUUCCUGAUGAACCGGUACAAACUCAGGCAGGAAAAAUCGUGAUCCACAACGAGAAAAUCGGUCAGAAGACGAUGUCGUUUUCGGAAAAGGUCGUCCAAAUAAGCAGCAAUAAAAACGAGAUGAAACAGAAUCCUGACAAGGACAAGUUGCAAAGGAAAAUGUCGUGGAAUUUACCGAGGAAACCAAGUUUGAGAAGGAAAAGGGACAAAUCGGGUUCAGAUUCUGAGGCAGUGCCGUUGAACAAUGGCAGAGAUCAUUCUCAGUGCAACGGAAAGGGAGUCAUCCGACAUGCCAGCUUGAACCGGAACGAUUCAUUGCUGCUGCAAUCAUCCAUUAGGAUUCAGAACGACACUCACGGAGACACCCCGAAUAACAAAUUGAUGCCGUCUACGAUUAGUCCGCAAAAUUCUUUUAGAUGUAGAUCGAACACUUGUAGCGCCACUUCAACACGACAAAAAGUCAUAACCCCUCCGCCGGCACUGACUAGACGCAAUUCCCUCACAAAAUCACCACCAAAGCACAAACAAUGCGACCAUAUCGAACUAAAACCAUUGAAUAAUCUUAAAGAUCUAACAGAUUUGCCUCAACAGAUCAAAUUGGAAGAAAAUGAUGUCGGCCCCAGGUUAUCAACGAUUGAAAGAUUGGAAAUGUGGCUUGAACCUUAUGUUUGUAUUAAGGGCAAAGACGAAUAUUCGUUGUACUUGUUUGCGCCAGAUAACAGUUUCCGGCACAAAUGCACCCAAUUGGUAGAGCAGAAAUACUUUGACAAUGUCGUUCUACUUUUUAUAGCCUUGAAUUGCAUUACUUUGGCUAUGGAGAGGCCCAACAUACCACCGGAGAGUCACGAGAAACUUUUCUUACAAAGCUGCAACUAUAUUUUUUCUAUUGUCUUUGCUUUUGAGAUGUUUGUUAAGGUCGUUUCCAGUGGUAUGUGCUACGGCCCAAAUGCCUACUUCACUUCUGGCUGGAACAUCAUGGACGGUUCAUUGGUAAUCAUUUCAAUAGUUGACAUCCUAAUGUUCCUCAUCAACGACACGACAUCUCGGAUUUUCGGCAUCCUUAGGGUGUUUCGUCUCUUAAGAUCAUUACGUCCCUUGAGGGUAAUCAACAGAGCACCUGGAUUAAAACUCGUAGUACAAACGUUGUUGUCUUCGUUGCGACCUAUCGGCAACAUAGUGCUGAUUUGUUGCACGUUUUUUAUUAUUUUCGGGAUUUUGGGGGUGCAACUGUUCAAAGGCACCUUUUACCAUUGCAUCGGGGAAAAUUUGACAAUGAUAAUGACCAAGGACGAUUGCCUGCAGCACGGCUACGAUUGGAAAAACGAAAAAUACAAUUUUGAUGAUUUAGUGCAAGCUUUGAUGUCACUUUUUGUACUUAGCAGCCGAGAUGGUUGGGUCAAUAUAAUGUAUACUGGUUUAGAUGCUGUUGGGGUGGACAAACAGCCUGUAACCAACUUCAACGAAUGGCGAUUGCUUUAUUUCAUUUCGUUUAUUUUGUUGGUGGGAUUUUUUGUGUUGAACAUGUUCGUUGGAGUUGUAGUGGAAAACUUCCACAGGUGCAGAGAGGAACAGGAAAAAGAAGAACGCAUUAGACGGGCAGCUAAAAGAGCUUUGCAAUUAGAAAAACGUAGAAGAAAAAUGAAAGAGCCGCCUUAUUACAUAAACUAUCCACCGUGGAGGCUGUUUAUUCACAAAAUAGUCACUUCUAAGUAUUUUGACUUAGCCAUAGCGGCAGUUAUAGGCUUAAACGUUGUGACGAUGGCAACUGAAAGCUAUCGAAUGCCACCCAUUUGGGAAUAUCUUUUGCGGAUUUUUAAUUAUUUUUUCACUGCGGUGUUCAUAUUAGAGAGUAUAAUGAAAUUGAUUGCUCUCGGAUUCAGGAUGUAUAUCAAAGACAAGUGGAAUAUUUUGGAUGUUGUCAUUGUUAUUUUGUCUGUGUUUGGGAUUAUUAUUGAGGAAAUGAAGGAGAAUGAGAUGAAGAUUAUUCCUAUUAAUCCAACGAUUAUUAGGGUAUUACGAGUGAUGCGUAUAGCACGCGUCCUCAAGCUCCUAAAAAUGGCGAAGGGUAUCCGUGCACUUCUAGACACGGUCAUGCAGGCCCUGCCGCAAGUCGGCAACCUGGGGCUGCUCUUUUUCCUUCUCUUUUUCAUUUUCGCCGCCCUGGGGGUCGAACUAUUUGGCCGGCUAGAUUGCAAAGUCACCCCUUGUCAAGGUUUAGGAGAGCACGCCCAUUUCGAAAAUUUCGGCAUGGCCUUCUUGACGUUGUUCCGAGUAGCGACUGGGGACAAUUGGAACGGUAUUAUGAAGGAUACGUUGUACAACGAGAAUUGUGAUGAAAGGGAUGAUUGCAUUAAGAAUUGUUGCAUUUCGCCGAUAAUUGCGCCGAUAUUUUUCGUUAUUUUCGUGCUGAUGGCUCAGUUUGUGCUGGUCAAUGUUGUAGUAGCGGUUUUGAUGAAACAUUUGGAAGAAUCGCACAAACAUUUGGAAGACGAACAAGACAUGGACAUUCAGUUGGAACGGGAGUUUCAGGAAAAGCAAGAGCAAAAUGAGCGCAGGGAGUUGUGCUUGGCGUUGCAAUUGGACGCUCAAGAAUGUCAUCCAGAGAAACAGAGAAAAUUGCACAAAGUACUCUCCCUGCCAUCGAACUUCGUUUUCAACCCUCCGGGCGGUACCAAAGUCACCCUGGAACGUCAACCGUCUCAAAGUCGCCGUCAAACAAUGCACGGCCACUUACCGAUCAUGAUUUCCAACAUGGAAGACAUGAAAAACAUCGACGAUUCAAUUUCAGACAUUUACAGUAUCCAAGAAGAAUCUACAAGUCCUAAAAGGGAAAUUACUAGGAUUAAUUUGGAUGAGAUUUUAACGUAUCCUCCUCCUGUUCCAGUGCAGUUAUUAAAAGUGCCAAAAAUCGAAGAGAAAAAAAUCAACGAAACAUUGGACGUGCAUCGGUUGUCAGUGAACAAAAAACUUUCCGGCAGCACGAAACAUUUGUUUCAAAAACAAGUUUCAAUGGAGGUCUACGAGGAAACUCCGUUUUUCAAAGUGACUAGUAGUGAUAAUAGUAAUAGUUUAAAACUUCCUGGUAGUAGGCACGACAGUCAAGAGAGUGUGCAACGAAUAAUAACGGAACGAAGGAAUUUAGAUGAUAAUUUUAAACAAUUCGAUCGGUAUGAUAUAUUUGAUACGAAACAUAGUAGCGAGGAACAUUUGUUUUCGGCCAGUGAGGAUUUAAAGGAUAUUAGUCCUUGUUAGGUGUAUUAGUAUUUAAAAUUCAAAAAAAAAAGGUUAGUGGUGUCUGUUCUGUUGCUACAUAUCUAUAACUAGGAAUUGUGUAAAUUUAAAUAUGUAAUUAUUAGGGAUAUUUUUCAAAAAAAAAAUGUUACAAAAUAAGGUUCCUGAAUCAAUUUCUGUUGGCAGAACACAAAAUCUGUAGUGUAUAUUUUUAAAAAUUGUUGAUUUUUGAUUCUCCAAGAAAAAAAAAACAAAAAAAAAAUCUUGUAACCUAUUAGAUAGAGAAAAAUGUAGAGUAAAUUACUCUUGUAUUUUUUUUUUUAAAUUUUAACUAAGGCCUCGCUGAACAAUACAAGUACAGUAGAACCUCGAUUAUCCGAGUCGCAAUUAUCCGAGCUCUGGAUUAACCGAGCCAGUCUAAAGAUGAGGUACUUGGUUUCUCUGAUAGUAUUUUUUAAAUUUUUAGAACCAAAUAUGUUGGAGACGGCACAACCAACCAAAUACAGACAAACUAUAUAGUUUUGGAAUCGGCAAAUUGUGCUCUUCAAGAAUAUAGAACCAAAUAUAGGGCAUCCCGUUUGAAAAAAGCUGAAAGCAUGUCACAUUUUACAUUUCUGACCAUGGAUUUUAAAAAUUUAGCCAAUACUGUACAACUUUUGUAUUUACAUUUUUCAUCUACUUGUAAAGGUAAAGGCUAUAGGUGGGGUGUCAAUACAUAAAAAAAAACAUCCUGUACUUAAAUAAUAACUUAUUAUAUAAAGUCAGAAUUUAUAAGAUUAUCCACUUUUUGUCAAUUUGCCUCUCAACAGGAAUUAGUAAUGUUACUUUACCACACUAGUAAUAUAAUGUGACAAGUUAUUCAAGUACAAAUGAGUGGAUUGUUGCGG
This is a messenger RNA of Ceutorhynchus assimilis (cabbage seed weevil), 5131 nucleotides long. The record is from the annotation of a GenBank genome assembly. NCBI's taxonomy places the organism in Eukaryota, Metazoa, Arthropoda, Insecta, Coleoptera, Curculionidae.